GCGGGGCCACUUACGUCAUUCGGGCGCGCGCUGAGGGCGACGCUAUGGUUGCCGGAAGUUGAGUGGCGGCACCAAUUAAGAGCAGCAGCUAUGGGGGAUCCUGGACUCUUCAAAUUGCAGUUUGCCCCCUUCAGCAGUGCCUUAGAUGUUGGCUUUUGGCAUGAGUUGACCCAGAAGAAGUUGAAUGAAUAUCGACUAGAUGAAGCCCCCAAGGACAUUAAGGGUUAUUAUUACAAUGGUGAUUCUGCGGGACUGCCAGCUCGCUUAACAUUGGAAUUCAGUGCUUUCGACAUGAAUGCUCCCACACCUGCACACUGCUGCCCUGCUGUAGGGACACUGUACAACACCAACACACUGGAGUCUUUCAAGACUGCGGAUAAGAAGCUCCUUCUGGAACAAGCAGCCAAUGAGAUCUGGGAAUCCAUAAAGUCAGGUGCUGCUCUUGAAAAUCCUGUAUUCCUCAACAAGUUCCUCCUCUUGACAUUUGCAGAUUUAAAGAAGUACCACUUCUACUAUUGGUUUUGCUAUCCUGCCCUCUGUCUUCCAGAGAGUAUUCCUCUUAUUCAGGCGCCAGUAGGUUUGGAUCAAAGGUUUUCAUCAAAACAGAUUCAAGCCCUUGAGCGGGCAUAUGAUGAUCUUUGUCAAACAGAAGGUGUCACAGCCCUACCAUACUUCCUAAUCAAGUAUGAUGACAACAUGGUGCGAGUUUCCUUGCUUAAGCACUACAGUGAUUUCUUCCAAGGUCAAAGGAUAAAGAUAACAGUUGGUGUAUAUGAUCCCUGUAACUUAGCCCAGUACCCCGGAUGGCCUUUGAGGAAUUUUUUGGUCCUAGCAGCACACAGAUGGAGUAGCAGUUUCCAGUCUGUUGAAGUCCUUUGCUUCCGUGACCGCACCAUGCAGGGGGCGAGAGACAUUGCCCACAGCAUCAUCUUUGAAGUGAAGCUUCCAGAAAUGGCAUUUAGCCCAGAUUGUCCUAAAGCAGUCGGAUGGGAAAAGAACCAGAAAGGAGGCAUGGGACCAAGGAUGGUGAACCUUAGUGAAUGUAUGGAUCCCAAAAGGUUAGCUGAGUCUUCUGUGGAUCUAAAUCUUAAAUUGAUGUGUUGGAGGUUGGUUCCUACUCUGGACCUGGAGAAGGUUGUAUCUGUCAAAUGUCUGCUGCUUGGAGCCGGUACCUUGGGUUGUAAUGUAGCUAGGACAUUGAUGGGUUGGGGCGUCAGACACGUCACAUUUGUGGACAAUGCCAAGAUCUCCUAUUCCAAUCCUGUGAGGCAGCCUCUCUAUGAAUUCGAAGAUUGCCUAGGUGGAGGUAAACCAAAGGCUUUAGCUGCAGCUGACCGGCUCCAGAAAAUAUUCCCCGGAGUGAAUGCCAGAGGGUUCAACAUGAGCAUCCCCAUGCCGGGUCAUCCAGUGAACUUCUCCAGCAUCACCCUGGAGCAAGCCCGCAAGGAUGUAGAGCAGCUGGAGCAGCUCAUUGAAAGCCAUGAUGUCAUCUUCCUGUUGAUGGACACCAGGGAAAGCCGGUGGCUUCCUGCAGUCAUUGCUGCAAGCAAGAGAAAGCUGGUCAUCAAUGCUGCCUUGGGAUUUGACACAUUUGUUGUCAUGAGACAUGGCCUGAAGAAACCAAAGCAGCAGGGAGCCGGGGACCUGUGUCCCAGUCACUCAGUAGCAUCUGCUGACCUCCUGGGCUCAUCACUUUUUGCCAACAUCCCGGGUUACAAACUUGGCUGUUAUUUUUGCAAUGAUGUGGUGGCCCCAGGAGAUUCAACCAGAGACCGGACCUUGGACCAACAGUGCACAGUGAGUCGUCCAGGACUGGCCAUGAUUGCAGGAGCCCUGGCAGUUGAAUUGAUGGUGUCUGUUUUGCAGCAUCCAGAAGGGGGCUACGCCAUUGCCAGCAGCAGUGAUGAUCGCAUGAAUGAGCCUCCAACCUCUCUUGGGCUUGUACCUCACCAGAUCCGGGGAUUUCUGUCACGGUUUGAUAAUGUCCUUCCUGUCAGCCUGGCGUUUGACAAAUGUACAGCUUGUUCUUCCAAAGUUCUUGAUCAAUAUGAACGAGAAGGAUUUAAUUUCCUAGCAAAGGUGUUUAAUUCUUCACAUUCCUUCUUGGAAGACUUGACUGGUCUCACAUUGCUGCAUCAAGAGACCCAAGCUGCCGAGAUCUGGGACAUGAGCGACGAUGAGACCAUCUGAACCAGCCACGCCUCGUGUGGAGCCUGAUUCUCUCUCUGGCUGAGGCCACACUCAGUCACUGGAGCAGGACUGUCACCCCAGACUGAUUCUGGGCUCCUGUCACCUCCCUGUUCCCUUUCUUCCUGAAGACUGGGGUGCUCCCUUUGCUGCCAGCAUUCUGCAUUCUCAUGGGUCACCAUUUCCCCCAGCUCUGACUUCAAUAAUAACCUUGGCUUUGGCACAGCCAUUGAUCUGGGGCUCUGUUCCCUCCAUGUGAAGUUCUUUUGGGUUUUGUUUUGUUUUGUUUUCCUAAUGUCACAGGAUCCUUCUGCUUUGGCCCUCAGAGGUAAUAGUAAGGACUUAGGAAUCAACUGGUGAAGUGGGAAACCAGCUGUUGCCCUGAGCCACUGUAAGGAGGCAGCAUCCAAGUUCCCAGGGUGCAUUGCAACCCCCACUGUGGUGUUCUGCCUUGGGGGGGGGGUGUCUCCUCCACCUCCUAGUCGAACACCUUACCGGUGAGGAUUGGAACCUUUUUGCUCAGGCUUCCACAAGCUGGGGGAGAGUCCUGGGGCCGAUCUAAAGAAGGCAAUUUGGCUCCCUUUCUCCCCCUCACCUCAAGGGUCCUCUCUGCGGGGUGACUGUCUGUGCAUCUACAGUAAGGUAGGCUGGUUUCCCCCUCCAUUCUGAUUUGCACACUGGUGCAGAGCCAAAGGAACCCCUAACACUUUAUCUGGGUUCAGCUUCUGACUUAGGCCUAGAACCAAAGUCAAAAUGGAGUCCAGGGGUACCUCUUACAGCAGCAGGAUUUCCACAGAGACUUAGAAACAACACUUGACCUAAAGUAGACAGUCAAGAAACUAAAAAUUACCUUUAUUGGGACUUCAGUGGUGCACAGCCACCACACUGUUACCCAGGACUGAAGAGCCACACGUACAGCCUGUGGUUUAAGAGCACUUUAUUAUUGUUCUUAAGGCUACUUUUAAGUACAAAAAAAAAAAAAAAAGAUGGCCUGCCAAACCUUUUUUUUCUUCUUCUUCCAGGAAAAACAGGCCACAGAGAAUGGUAUAUUACAGAUUUACAAACAUGGAGAGAAGGGGCAGAACGCACCGCGGACAGCGCGGCCCUGGGGAGAACCUCGGAGCCCCUUCUCAGGGAGGGUGCUGGGGAAACAUUUGGUUUUCCACUGCUCCCUCUGCCCAAAGCCCCCUCCAGGGAACUGCCUAUCCCAGAUAGGUCAGCGCACCGGGGACCCGGCCACCGGCACUGCCAUCCCUCCCAAGUGACGACCCUGUGCACCGACAGAAGUGUCCGAGGUGGGUUCUCCGCAGAGCCCAUCCGCGGUGCGGUCGUGUUCCUGUUACAAUGCUCAGUAGCCUGUAGCAAUAACAAACUAGUGGCUAUUAACGCAGAUGCAGUGUCCUCAUAGAAUAACUGUGUGCCUGCACUUUACAGACAAAAUCUACAACAAAAAAAGAUCAACUUUUUUUUCCAAACAACAAAAAAAUGAAUGAUUACGAUAGGAAAUGGGGAAAAUUAAAUAGCUACAUAUCAUUAACAAAUUAAUUGUUCUUCAAAAAAUACCUACAAAUUUCUCUGUACAUUCUUUACGCACAGCGUAAUGAUGGUCUUAAAGUUACCUAUAUAAAAAAAGUGUUUCUCAACAAUUUUUCUCCUACAGAAAAUAUAGGGGCCCAAAUGCCAAAGCUUGGAAGCCCAGUAAAGUGGGAGUGAAAUGUGUGCAGAGGCAAGAGGAGAAGGGCUUUUCUUCCACUUUUUAAAGGCCUGCAGCCACCCUGUGACUACAAGAGCCAGUCCCCAGAAUGCAACAGCUAACCUGUAUUGUUCUCCUCCUGGCAGCCAGCCUCAAGGCUCCUGUGUGAAGGAGUCCAUAAAGCCUUGGAUGAGGUGGCCGUGUGCAUGGCGUCCUGAGCCCUCCAGCAGGCCAGGCCAAAUGCAGCACAUUUGAGGGGUAGGGGAGCAGAACAGCUCAUGGACCAGGAAAAGCAGCUGUGGGGUGUCCACAGCCAUGUCUAUCCCGCUUUCUUCUAAUUUCUAGUUAGUAGCCAUUAAUAUAGCAGACGAUAAUAAAUGUGGCAAUAAGUGUAUAAAGUCAGGAAUGUAUACUGCCUGGGCCCCAGCAUGCAAGGAAGCAUCAAAAUACCUUAUCACAGAUUGUCAGCAAUCUGCUGUUCGGCCAAGGGAGGUGGAAGGGAGCAGUCUGCGCAUCCGGGGAGUUGGAAGAUGCUCCCCUGGGAGCUCGUAAAAGCAGACAGGAUGCAGAAAACCAGUGACCGUGUCAGCUCUCGGUGCAAACCCUGGCCCCCGACACGGUGGCCCAGCUGCUCCAGUGAGCCUCCCUCGGGCCUGCCAGCUGUCCCCAGCCCUCCUUGCAAGUAAAGUGAGUAUCAAAUACAAAUCUUAGAGUACAACUGUACCAGCAGUAAGUAUAUCUAGGACUGUAACUGACAAAAAUAAACUAAUUCUGAAAAGAAGCUAGUAAGUAGUAAGGUUUGUGUUUACUGUCUAUACAAUUAAUAGAAACCAGCUAUUUUUUUUUCUCCAUUAAAACAUGCGUCAUGGUUAAAGCACUCUGGAAUCCUCCCACCCCGGCUCGAGCCUCACACACCGCAGUGUUCAGAAAAGGUAAAUGCCCGUGAUCGGUGGAGUCUGCAGUCCCGUUGCAAGCACCUGAAAUCUAGAGAGAAAGACCUAUAACCGCAGUUUGCCCUCAGAGCACUCACGUCUCGCGGAAAGCUGCCAGACAGGCAACUCAGUCCUCCAAAAGUGCAAAUCAGACACGGCAGUUCUCUUCAAGUAUACACGCGCGCACACACGGACCCCCGAAACCCGCCAUGGAAGCUGAGCUGCGCUCGAGAAGCAAAUGGAAGAAAGCAUAAAGCAUCUGGGUCCCCAACGUCGUCAUGGCUUGUGACUGAGAAUGUGCGCCACAGAGUCUGGGCCCCGGCAGGCCUGCAUCAGAGGUUUCUUUGGUAACUGAGGCAGGAAGUAAAGAUGCUACAUGAGACAGAUGUUCCACACGUCGUUCCUGCUGCCACAUUUGAGGCCCCUUAUAGAAGAAUACCAAGCAAGUAUGAAAACAGAAAAGAAAUCCCAACAACAUGGUUUUUGCGAAUAAACCAUCCCUAUCCCUCCCUCCCCACCCCAAUUUUUUUUUUGUUUUGAAGCACUGACUGUUCAAAGCUCAGGCAAACCAUGCAGAUCCACGUGCUGCCGGAGGGUGGCAUUCCUUCAGGAGACCACGGAUGGGGAGUGGCUGUGGCUGACCAUGUGGGCAGAGGGGCUGGCCGGUUGGCCCCUGCGUGAGGCCGACUCGGGGCUGCUGGAUGCACCAUCCUUGGCUGCUUUAAUCUGAAGCCAUGUGUCGCCCAGAGCUUUGGCAAAGUGGUCAUCCACGGAGCCCGUGAUGGACACAGAGUUGGGUGCUGGUUCGGGCUCCUUAUAGUUCUUCCCCAGGCUCCUACGGAAGUGUUCCUCCACCACAGGAUCACAAGUGGUGGCUGUGAGGAAGCAGGAGAACAAUCAGGACAGGUCAUCUGUAGAGCACCAUGGGUCACCAAUAGGGCUCUGGGGCGGGCCCCCCUGCCCUCCCCACUCUGUUGCUGGGCACGAGGACAGGAUGCUGCUCUGUGAUGUGCCUGCACGACAGUGGCCAUGUGGCAGUAAAUGAGGACUCUGACCUCCCCCCGACUAGAGCACGAGGUCACGGAGGGCCAGGAGCAGCACACCGCUGCCUCGAGCUCUGCACGGUGCUGGGUAUGUAUGUGCUCAAGGUGAGGGGUUGUGGCCCGAGACUUGAUCUGUGACUCUCAGAGACCACGGGCAGGGGGAGGAAGUGGGGAACCCCUCCAGGACACUCACCGCUGGGCGGCCUCCGGUAGCUGGCAGGCCCGGACGCAGGGCAGCCACUGUGCGCGAUGGGGCAGUGAGAGAGGUUGCAGUUGCGGGCACCAGCAGAGGCGCAGGUGAUCACCGAGGGCCGGUUCUGCAGGAGGAAAGUGGGGGUCAGCUAUUUACCACGGCCUCCAAGAUGACGGCACAGGUGGGGAGUCCCACCUCAUCCCCACAGGGACCUCAGCAGCACCCUCAGGGCUCUGCAGUUGGCCAGGCUGUCCUUUCUCUGAGUGUCUCUUGGUCACAGAUCAGUGAGGGAUAUGGGACAGAGGUGUUGAGAGCUGGACUGGCCCCCUCCCUCAAAUCUGAAUGGAGACAGACACUGAUGGCAAAAGAAACCCUGGCCAUAUUGGUACAGGGUCUCUUGGAGCUGUCCCCUCCCCGUUGUUUGCCGGAGCUUCUAGUUGAUAUACCCAAGCGGAUUCCUCUGAAGACCACACAAAUCAUGAUACCGCUAGUGGGGGAGACAUGCCAGCGGGAAAGGAUGAGUGGUGUCAUACAGCGGAGUCCCCCGCAGCUCCCACCCUCUUCAGAGAUCAGCUUGAGACACCACCACACCUGAGUCCCUCAAGCUCCAGCAGGACACAGCAUCCGUCUCCUCCCCUCCACCACACUUGCUGCACAACAGGGAUCAGACAGUGCAUCUGUCCCCAAGCUUGGGGCAACAAUAUUCUGUGAACCAACCUGAACUUCAGGUUCCAGCCAGAAAAAAAAUUUCCUAGUGCCCAGAACAAGAUGGAGGAUGGUGGGGGCUGAACACCCAGCCAGCCAAAGGGUAGCUAGCUACACGGGCACCACCAGUGAGAGCCUUAUGCCCCACAUCAGGACCCCAAAGAAAGAGCAAAGGCUCACAUGCCUCGCCUUCCUCCUGUGACAGACAGUGGACAGCAACAGGGUCUGGAGUUAGAAGAUGAAUUGGGAUCACAUUCAAGUGCCUGUGUCUAACAAGAAACUGCACACGCAGGUGGGAGACUUGUGGCCUGGCAGCAGCAUGUGAAAGGAACAUUUGGAAUUCUCUCAACAGUUCAACACGUCAGCAGGCGAACAAGCCACAGUGGGCUGGCCAUGUGGGCCGGAAAUGGGACAGGCCCAAAGCAGAGGGGAGGAGGGCCCUGCCCACUGUCCAGGAUCAGGGCCGCCCUUCCUUCCUGAGCCAGCUGCACCCAUGACUCGGGCCCUUAAGAGACGCCCCCCCUCAUGCUUCACGUGGCUCGAGUUGGUUCCUGAGCAACUGAGGUGUCAGAGAAGCUGCUGAAAGUGGACACUGGGGAAGCCUGGAGUGCACUUCAGUCUGUACAUCAGUGCCAUCAAGAGCUACUGGGUGCUUCUGGACACACUAAGCCCCUGCACUCCUAAAGGUGACUGCAGUUUGCCCCCAUCUCCUCGCCAGCCAAGUGCAAUCUCGACACGGCUCCACACUUGAGCAGCCUCAUGCCGGGUGCUGGGUUCUCAGGAGACCAAAUGGCUCCACCCUGUCCUCCAGAUGGGGGGAUUGAAGGCGCACAAACGAGCAGCAGGGCCAGGGUGCAACUGUCCCUCACGAUCCUUCUUCCCCUGUGACUUAGUCCAGGAGCCAUGGCUGCCUGUCACUGCCUGUGCGGGCCCUUGGUGUGUGAAUGCCUCAUCUCCUCCCGACCCUGCUCCUUUGCUGCAGCCCCAGGGUCACCUCCAUAUCUUCCUUCAACACCUCUAAACCUCCAAAGUGCCAUCACAAAUAAUGACAUAGGUGACACUUUCCAUAGCCUCUCCAGACACGCCUCCGUGGGAACUUUCCAGUUCAACUUCCUGGAGAUGUGAGUCACCUUUUCCACCAUGCAGAGGAGGGCGGCUGGCACAGGCCGGGUUCCCCAUCCAGGGCACAACACACACUUCAGGUGGCAGCCCACCCAGCACUGGUGGGGAACAUAGUGACACUCCCAGGAAUGGCUGGGUACCUUUGAGCUGCUAAGCACAGGGACCAAGGGACUCGCCUCGGUGUACCUGGCAGCAAGCUCUUAAGGGUCAGGGCAGAUGAGGAGUUUGGAGCAUACAGUCCAGGGGCCCAGGAAGGUGCUCCCUGAAGGUACCCAGGUCGAUGUGACGAGCUGACCAGUGGCCCGUGGGGGGGACUUCACCAGCACCGCCCUACGUGAUUGUGCAGGUUGGUGGCAGCCAAGCCAUCUGCACCCUUCCCAGGAGGCAUGGGCUCAGUCUCUCUCCUGGCAGGAAUUCCUGGGAACACAGGUGGGGACUCCAAAGACACUGUGGGUCGACUUUCUAGCUAGGUGCAGUGCGGGCCGCAGGGAGACCCGAGUAAAGUCAGGACCAAACACUGUCCAGUCUCAAACUGUAGCCAAAAGCCAAGCAGAAGGGCGAGUGUAGCCAUCGAAGCAAACACCAAGACGGGCAGGGCCUGCCCGGGACCCAUGUUCCUCAGGCCAGCAAGGGCUAAAGCAGGAGAGGGACCUUGAGGGCUGAAUCCUGCCCCCCUGCUCUGCACUAGGGGACGCUGCAGUGGCCACAGACAAAGGACUCAAUUCUUGGCCUCACAUUCUUACCAGAUCAAACCAGUGGCCAAUCAGUGGUAUACCGCAGGUGGAACUGCUGUAGUUGGGUUCAGCCCUCCUCCUCCUGGGAUUGACUUGACUUGCAAGCCCCCAGAGUGUAGCACAGAGAAGUCAGAAUGCCACACACCGCGUCCCCUGAGGGCUCUGCACCUUGUCCUCCCCGCUGGUGAGUCCACCAUGGACUCAUCUGAACUACUAUCACCCCCUUCUAUCACGUGCUGCCCCAUGAGCCUUUUGUGCCAGCCAGGGGCUUCUGAGCAGCGUGCACUAAUAACCAGUGGCCAUGAACUUCACAGGAGUCCAGCCCCAGCACAGCCCCCACCGGCUUCGCAGAAGAACUAAGGCACUGAGGGCCAAGGAAAAAAGACAUGCCUCAGCCAGACCAGCCUCCACCGUCCAGAGACGGAAACUCAAGGACAUCAGCAUCUCUCCAGGGCCUAUGCAUCCUAAGAGGAGGCCGAGCUGAGGGACAGAGGGUGACAUGGCGAAGAUGCUGCCUCCCUGCGGGCCCUCUGCUUGGGGAUUUGGCCGACAUGCCCAGGACCCGGGCACACCUACCUGCUGCCGCUCCACGGGGGUCAGGGUAGGCGAGAGGCCGGCCGGCCUGGUGGCAUCCACGCUAUUCUUGGUCAGGGCAAGGGGCUGUUCCAUGCUGAGGCUGGGGAUGGAUGUGUAGAGGUGGCUGCCAUGCAGGCUCACGGCGGGGGCCACGGCGCGCUCAAUGGGGCUGCGGCUCCGCUCCCGGGGGUCUUUUCUGCAGUCUCCAUUGGUCGUCUUCCUGAAAAAGAGCGAGCACUCAGAUGGGGUGGCCUGGCCCUCUCCAAAUGGCAAAGGGAUGCUGAAGGUGAGCUACCUACAUCCCAUGGACUUUUUUUUUAACCUGAGAGCUGGUGACAGAUCUGGCAGGUGAGCUGGCGACCUGCGCUUCAUCCCAAGCCCCCAGCACUAGUGGGGCACAGCCACAAGCCACCCCCUCCCCUGUGCAUCUGCACAGUGAAUUCCACAUGCUCAGAGGUGGACAGCUGGUCUGUGGGUCUCCAAGGACCUGCCAUUUAGGCAGAAUGACAGAUCAAAAGUGACCCAGUGCUCACUAUGGGUCCUGGACCUCCCCAGGCAUCAGCUCAUGCCAUCUUCCCAGCAGCCCUAGUCAGGAGGUGCCACAGCCACCCGCUCCUGACAGAAAGCAGAAGAGUUGAGUGACUGGCCCAGGUCACUGGCUAGGAAGUGGUGGCAUCUGCAUUCGCUCAGCCCAGCGUGGAGAAUGGAAGCCUCCAGCAGGAGCCAUCGGCUUGGGCAAGUGCAGUGCUCACCGUGGCCUGGAGCACGUGUAGCACUUAGAAUGCUCCAUGGGCCAUGGCGGGGGGGUGACGGCCCCCGUCCUUCCAUCUCACCCCUGAUAGCCUCUGCAUCUUCUGCCACCACAGAGGCUCUUGGGUUUUUUCUCCCAUAACAAGCAAGUCUUAAAAAUAUGGAAGAUGAUUUCUGAGACUUUUCUUUAGACUAUUCUGGGAGUCUCAUCCUUUGGCCUCCAGAGGACUUGGAUCUAGGAGAGGCUUGUGCCAGCAGAGCCCGAGGAGACGGUGGUGGCCACCUCCAGCACUGGCUGGACAUGAUGCGGUGAACUUGGGGACUCUCUGUACACAGGGGCAGGUCUUUUCUAAAUAACAGAAUAACCUACAGUUCCAAGAAGCGAUCCCAUGGACCCUGUGCCCCUCUCCCUCCAAGGGUGACCUUAUGACCUACCCUAUCUGACAACCCACUUUAUUCAGAUUUUCUGUCUUACCUGUCAUUUUGGGGGAGGGGUGGGGUGCACUCCCGAGGAUUGAACUCUGUCACUCGACCACUGAGCCCCAUCCCCAUUUUGUAUUCUAUUUAGAGACAGGGCUGAAUUGCUGAGGGCCUCACUAAAUUACGGAGGCUGGCUUUGAACUCGAAAUCCUCCUGUCUCAGCCUCCCAAGCCACUGGGGUUACAGGAGUGCGCCACCACGCCUGGCACUCAUUCUAUCACGCGAGUCAGACUGCGUCCAGCCCUACCCUAGGGCUCGGAGCAGCUCCAUUUCCCAUCCUUACUCGGCUCUGCCUGUAGACUUUGUAGUCACAACCACGCACCUGCCACAGCUCCAGGAAGAUGCAGCCACUUUGGGCUUUUGUGUCACCUUCUCCUUCCUCUCCAUACCCCCUGCAUCACCAACAUGGCAGCAGAGUCCCUGAACCCCAUCGCGCCUUCAAGACAGAAGCCCCUCAGCUACCACCACCAGCUCUUCCUUGUGUUGGUCCCCCUACUGCCUGCGCAUGACACACAGACCAUGACCUUUUGUGAGGAAGUGAGACUGUACAAAUGACCUGGCAAGAAAUGGAAGGUAGGGCGUCCACAGCACCCAGAUGGAUUAUGCAUCUCGGUCAGGAAGCUUGUGGAGGGGUGCAGUAGCCUGAGCACCGAUGCGGCCUCAAGGACCCCAGAGCAAGCCUUGGCUCUGCGUAUCUUGCGCCCCACCUCUCCAGGACCCCAGCAUACUCACCCAGGGGGCCAGUUUAGAUAAUAUGUCCCCCACGUGUCCUGGCAGUUUUCAAAGAACUCCAACACUCCCCCUCACACCAAAACAACACCACAACGCGAGCAGCCCUCCCAUGAUGACUGAGUGGACGCUGCUUGUUCAACUCCUUCCUACUUUGUGGCAGUUACAGAAAGUAAAGCCCAGCCCUGCCUUCUAGGAGCUUCCUCACCAGAAGGGACAGAAAGCCCCAGAGGGGCUGCAGCUCAGAAUGGACCCCUCUGACAGUGGAGGAGGGCUGAGGAAGCCCAGGGAUGAAGACUGGCCUCCAGGGACAAGCUCAGACAGCAUCUCGGAAUCCACCAAAGUCGAGGUCACCGGUCCACAGGGCAUCCUCCAUCCCUCUCACAGCCGGAGGCAUUAAUACCUGCAAAGCUCAGCCCCAGGCAUCCAACCCUGAGGGUGAAAAACCACAUCACCAAGGAAAGGGACGCCUACAGCAGGCAAAGCAUUGCUCAAGGUCACCCAGCUAACAGGACAGAGGUGAGGCUGGGACGAUGGCACCUGCGCUCCAGUGCCCAAGGUUGGGGGAGAAGAGGCCCACUCACCUGCCAGCAAAAACGGUCCUCUAGGGUACCACGGAUCCCACACUGGGGAGCACAGAAAGAAAAGGUCCAAGGACGUGGCAGAUAAUUUUAGUAAAAUUAUACAUUACUCACAUUUCCAGCUCAUUUCCCUGGUUCCGGAGCUUAAAGAUAGAUAUUGUUUUCCACAUCCCCCUCCCCCUUCGUGAAUCAUACCCAGACCCCGCCAAGUCCCAGAGUCAUGCGCUCUCUGGACGGGACAGGAUGACAGCCCCAAACCACAUGCAUCCUGCCCAAGAGAUGCAAGUCGCCUCUGUUCGCUAGGGUUAAAGACCAAGAUGGACAACGAAACCUUGCCCGAGGCCUCAUCGGUGCCACCGAGGCUUAGGGUGCCCUGGCCACCACCCGGGGAGGGCAUCUCCUGAUCAACUGUUUUAGGAGAGGGCAGUUUUCAUACUUGCGUCCUAGACGGUUAUAGGAGUAUGGACCGCCCACUCCCCUACCCUCUUGGAGCUCAAAAACCAAACUGCCCACAGCAUCUGGGGAAAAGCAAUAUAGAUGCCAAGUGAAACGGUAAGAAAGCCCCCAGCGGGAAGUGUGCUGCCGGAGCACAAACCCUCAGGAUGGAGGCCUCCGCUGAGUCCCACUGAGGACCAUGGCUAGAACCUGGGUCUGAAUUCUUAUGGCCAAGAAGAGGAUACGGGCAGAAGACAUUUUUAUUCAUGCUUUUGAAGAAAUAUUCUGGGGAUCCUGUGUGCCAUCCUGUCCAGGCUCCCCACAACACAUGUAUCUUCCUAGAGGUGACAGAGGGGUCCUUCCUGACACCAGGGGUCGACCACAGGCCUCUGGGCCAAAACCACCACACGGUGGGUGUGGACAGAGACAAAGUAGGGAGCCUUGGGCAUGGGGGGGGGGUCGGGCCCAGCCAGAGCCCUCUCCUCCUCUCCCUCACUACCUGUAUCUGUCCUCUGGCAGCCUCAAGGACACAGUUCAACACUGAUAGUUCUUUCUCCUGGGUGCUGGGGGUGAACCCGAGUCUGGCGAGUGUGAGGCAAGCUCUCCACCAGGAUCCUGCCCCUGAGGGCAAAAAAGCAAAGGCUUCCUUAACCUUAUAAAGUUUCCUCAGCAAAUGAAA
Messenger RNA from Ictidomys tridecemlineatus (thirteen-lined ground squirrel), 12839 nucleotides. RefSeq names its product autophagy related 7 (gene Atg7). Lineage: Eukaryota; Metazoa; Chordata; Mammalia; Rodentia; Sciuridae. Gene Ontology annotation, molecular function: Atg12 activating enzyme activity; Atg8 activating enzyme activity. The record is from RefSeq and is a predicted model, not a curated record. Gene Ontology annotation, biological process: C-terminal protein lipidation; protein modification by small protein conjugation; autophagosome assembly. Gene Ontology annotation, cellular component: phagophore assembly site; cytoplasm.